UCCCUUUAACGCUUUCCUCUGCAAUGAAACUGCUCAUCCACCAUCAUCUCUCUCUCCGCGCUUUGAUCUGGGGGCCGCUUGUGCGCAUGCGCGCCUCAUUGGCUCCUCUGCACGGUCUGGAGUAAGUUGGAUGUGCGCUCUCCUCAUCCGCAUCCAGAAGCCACCUGAAAAAACUGUUGCGAUGGGGAGGACCAGGAAAAACCACUUUGGGAUUUUGACUUUUUCCCUCAUGGUGACUUUAGUCUGGACUCAAAACGUGAAGGAUAUCAAAGAUCCGAGCAAUAUGCCUCUGGUGAAAGAAACAGUGGACAGGCUGAUGAAAGGAUACGACAUUCGGUUGAGGCCAGAUUUCGGAGGUGCUCCCGUGAAGGUGGGAAUGAAUAUAGACAUCUCCAGCAUAGACAUGGUGUCUGAAGUCAACAUGGACUACACCUUGACUAUGUACUUCCAACAAGCGUGGCGGGACAAGCGCCUCUCCUACUCUGAGAUCGCCUACAACCUGACUCUGGAUAACCGAGUGGCCGACCAGCUGUGGGUCCCUGACACGUACUUCCUGAAUGACAAGAAGUCCUUCGUUCACGGCGUCACCGUCAAGAACCGCAUGAUCCGGCUCCACCCUGAUGGGACGGUGCUCUACGGACUCCGGAUCACCACAACUGCAGCCUGCAUGAUGGACCUGCGCCGCUACCCUCUAGAUGAGCAAAACUGCACGUUGGAGAUAGAAAGCUAUGGAUACACCACUGAUGACAUCGAGUUUUACUGGAGAGGUGGGGACGGCGCUGUGUCCGGGGUCGACAGAAUAGAGCUUCCACAGUUCUCUAUCGUCGACUACAAGCUCAUCUCCAAGAACGUCGUCUUCUCAACAGGUUCCUACCCCCGCCUGUCCCUCAGCUUCAAACUGAAGAGGAACAUCGGUUACUUCAUCCUGCAGACAUACAUGCCUUCCAUCCUGAUUACCAUCCUCUCCUGGGUCUCCUUCUGGAUCAACUAUGAUGCAUCAGCUGCCAGAGUUGCCCUGGGGAUCACCACGGUGCUGACCAUGACCACCAUCAACACCCACCUGCGAGAGACGCUGCCGAAGAUCCCCUACGUGAAGGCCAUCGACAUGUACCUGAUGGGCUGCUUCGUGUUCGUCUUCCUGGCCCUGCUGGAGUACGCUUUCGUCAACUACAUCUUCUUCGGCCAGGGCCCCCAGCGACAGAAGAAGGCGGCUGAGAAAGCAGCCACGGCCAACAACGAGAAGCUGAGACCCGACCCAAACAAGUGGCUGGUGGGAAAUGUAGUUCAAAGAGAUGAUGCUCUGUAUGCCAGAAUGAAACAGAGGGAAAUUGACGCAUAUGACUCGAUGUGGGAUCCCAUCUUUGUGGACGAUGCCGCAUUAGGACUAGGCGAUCAAAGAAAUAAGAUGACCCCCGACGACAACAUCCUCUUCAGCACCAUGGAGAUGAAGAACGAGAUGGGCGGCGCCGGGGAUCUGUCCCGGGGUCUGGGAGCGCCGGGGGAUCCCCGCAACACCAUGCUGGCCUACGACAGCACGACGUUGCAGUACCGCAGGGCAGCCAUGGCCCGGCAGAACUACGGCCACAGCGCCUUGGAGCGCCACGCCCAGAAGAAGUCACGCCUACGAAGACGGGCCUCCCAGCUCAAGGUGAACAUCCCAGACCUGUCCGACGUGAACUCUAUCGACAAGUGGUCCAGGAUGAUCUUCCCCACUGUCUUCUCCUUCUUCAAUGUGGUCUACUGGCUCUACUACGUCCAUUAAACCCGGUGGAGUCUGGAGGCCGGCUGGUGGUCAGAUGUGAAGAAGAACGAGAAAGGAGGUUGAGGAGGACGAUGCGAGAGAGGAAUUGUGAGGUGAAAACAGUGAGCUGACUUUUUAAAAGCUGGGUUAUUUUAAACAACACAAGGAAAAUACAAAAAACCUUUUAAUGGACCGCAGCAGCACCCACAUCAGUCAGCUGUGACUCUUUCAGGAUUUGGGAAACACCUUCAAACGACGGACGGACGAGCACUCAAAAUAAUGAAAUAAAAUUAAAAAAUUACACGAGUGAGCUUUGAAGAGACAGUAACGGUGCCUGUUUCAGAAUUUCAAAAUAU
Nematolebias whitei (Rio pearlfish) is the source of this 2097-nucleotide messenger RNA. It is a transcript of the gene gabrb2a, whose product is annotated as gamma-aminobutyric acid type A receptor subunit beta2a. Bases 131 to 1762 code for a protein of 543 amino acids. The transcript is spliced from 10 exons. Gene Ontology annotation, cellular component: GABA-A receptor complex; synapse; neuron projection. The record is from RefSeq and is a predicted model, not a curated record. Gene Ontology annotation, molecular function: GABA-A receptor activity; neurotransmitter receptor activity; extracellular ligand-gated monoatomic ion channel activity. Gene Ontology annotation, biological process: chemical synaptic transmission; nervous system process; signal transduction. NCBI's taxonomy places the organism in Eukaryota, Metazoa, Chordata, Actinopteri, Cyprinodontiformes, Rivulidae.